AAAUUUUUGUAACACUAUUUUAAUAAAAAAAUUUUAAUUAAAAAAAUACAUUAUUUAAUAUGUUAGUGCAAUAUAUUUCCAAUUUAUAGCUAUUUAUAUUACAUAUUAAAAAGUGUCAUUUUCACACAAAUUAUUAAAUAACUCUACUUAUUAAAGCCUAUACUUAUACAUUUUUGUCAAAGGUCAACUUUAAAUUACAAAAGUAAUUUUCUUUAAAUCAGUUUUGUUUUAAAGUUAUAAAUUUUUAUAUAAAAAAACCAUACAUUUCUCUAAGCUUGUUGGCUAUAGUUUUGGUUAUAGCAUUUAUAUUUUUUUUAAUAACCACUAAAUACAAAUACUUUCUAGAAAUGUUUAAGUAUAUAUAAAAGUCGCUAAAGAAUCUAUUUAUAUUUGUAACAGUAAUGAAAAUUACCGUAAAUGACUUAAUCGUAUACACAGAAGAUGCCUAAAAAUAAUGUGUUAACGUUAAUACUUGAUUUCCAUGUAUCUCCAAACAUCAAACGUAUUGUCACACGUUUAUCGUUUGUUACACGUCAAAAUGUACAUAGAAACCAAGGUUAAGUGACAGUAAAAUGUUUUAUAGCACCGAAUCUAUACGUAUAAUACGUGUCUUUUAUAUUUCUGUUCUUAGAUGUGAAUAUAACUUAAUUGUUCAACUUGAACAUAAUUCAGGAACGAAAAUACACGAUCUCGAAGAUUGUGACAGCAACAUUGGCGGGAGCAGUGUCAUAAAAUUGAAGACGUCCUAUGAAAAUUUUUUGAAGAAUAUGUGUCUUCGAAGAGUAAGCGCACAAAUUUCUAUUUAUAAAUUUAUUUAUAUUAUCAAGCAUCUGACACAACAUUCUAAUUUUGCAGAAAUACCAUAAUGCAUAGAUGUGAAAUAACCCAUUUCUCCUCUGACAAAUAUCUAUUUUACAAUAUUCGGAAUCAAUUAAUCAUUUCAUCUCACAUUUAUUUUGACUUCCAUCAAUUUUGUAGUAUUCAGAACAUAAAUACCGCAAAGCAUGUGAAAAGGAUAUGAAAUAACCUCUUUGACGGACAAACAUUCGGAAUAUCAAUUGAUCAUUUUAUCGCACAUAUAUUUUGACUAGUAUCAAUCUUAUAAUAAUCAAAAUAUGUACAAAUCUUUGAAGUAAGUCUUCAUUUACAAAUCAUAUUUAUUCACGUAAUUUUACUUACAUAUCAGCAAGUUUUCAUUUACAAAUUUAUUUAUAUGGUGCAUCUGAUGCAAUUAUAAUUUCUAAUUUCUAAUUUUCCAGAAAUAUCGCAAAGCAUGGAUAUGAAAUAAUCUCUCUGAUUAUCGUAGACAAAUACUAAUUCUGCAAUAUUUGGAAUCACAUAGAUUAUUUUAUCGCACCUUCUAACUCGCUGUCGAAAUUCAAUAUGACGUCAACCGUAAAAAAUCCCUCGGAACGCCCUGACACGUACGCAAGCAGAUGCGGCCAGGAAAUGAAGACGAGUUUCUUCCCUUCGCCGCGAUGCAAUAAGAGGAUCACCGAUAUGGAAUCACGACGAGCUUCGAAAGUAUCCGCUUCGACAGUCGAGAUGUAUCUGAGGAUCAGGCCGACGCCGGAGACACUUAUUCCAAAGAGUUACGCCGUGUUCAAUCCGAGAACUCUUUUAACGUUUCUGCCGUUCGAGGAUAAAUCCAGUCGAAAUUCGAGGUGUGCGAGAUCGAGCGAGGCCGGGGGCGGCAGGCAGCAUACCUUUACGAAGAUCUUCGGAUCAGAAACUUCGCAGGCGGAGGUGUUCGAGGGAUCCAUAAAACAUCGAGUCGCGGAGUUCCUCGGCGGUAAAAGUUCGACCAUCAUGACUUAUGGCACGAGGGAUUCCGGGAAGACUUACACCCUGUUCGGCACGCCCGCGUCGCCCGGUGUAAUAACGCGUAGCAUCGAUCUCGUGUUUUCGGCGAUAAACUGCACCAUCGCGCCCUGGUACAAGCCGACGUUUCAGAGCACCGUGCUUCGCCUGAACGAAACAGCACGGGCAGCGGAAAUGGAGCUGAAGGCGCGAGUGUUGGACGGACGUUCGACGUCCGCGGAGGCCAGACUGUUCCUGGAGAACUUGCGGCCAGCGGACGCGGAUCCCCCGGACGAGUGCGAGGGCUGCUGCAGCGAGUCGAUGUGCGCCGUGUGGCUGUCCUUCGCGGAGAUUUACAACGGAAACGUUUACGAUCUGCUGGACGACGCGGAAACUCGCUCCCCGUUGAGAUUGUACAUGAACGCAGCCCAAGGGCGAGCUUACGUCUGCGGUUUGCAAAAGGUGCACGCCAUAACUGCGCUGGAGGCCUGUCGGAUCCUUAUGGCAGGCCAGUCGAGGCUGAGAACUGUCGCAAACCCGGAAUCGAGGGGCUCUCCAUCGCACACCAUUUUCACGAUGGAAUUGUUGAGGUACCAGAAGGAUCACGCGGCCGAAGAAGUGACACUCAGUACGUUGACUUUCUGCGACCUGGCUGGCUCCACGCAUUUCGAGAAAUCGCACAUACGUGAGGUGAGCAACGUUAACAACAGCCUGGUCGUGCUCGGCAGAUGUCUCAAGGCUGUGAGUCAGAAUCAGAUGGCGCCGUUUCGCCAGUCCAAGUUAACGAGGAUAUGUCAACGGGCCCUCUCAGGUGAAGAAAAUCUAAACGUUAUAGUAAACAUCGCCUUUCGAUUAGGUCUGUCUGACGAAACGCAGGGCAUUUUCAGUUUCUGCGAUAUAGUCAGAAAGCUGCUGAAUAAUCAUCGCAAGGAAUUCAAACAGCUAUGCGAACUUGGAGAAACCCCUCACAGUCUGGAAACGUGCGAUGAUGACUUUAUGGCAUCACCGUUUAGUCAACGGAGCUCGUUCGAGACCGCAGAAUCGACUGGCUGUACCGAUUCGGUGGCGUGCAGAAAUAUACGAGAGCAAAACAGACGGCUGGAGCGAGAAUUGGAAGUUGUAAAAAGCGAUCUGCUAAAUUGCGAGUACGCAAUUCGGCAACAACUGGCCGAUCAUUACUCACGCAUGAUCGAAGAUUUGGAGGCGACUUACAAGGAGAAUACCAAGAAGCUCGAGACUGACGGGCACGAUCUGCUAAAGUGGUCCGUCAGGCAGGUCGAAAACUUUUAUAAAGGGCGCAUCGAUAAUCUACGGCAUAAGAAGAGAAGGCGACGAGAUAGCGGUGACUACGUCGACGAUAGCCGCGUGCUUUACGAAGAGCUCAAAGCUGAGAAUGCGCAGGUCACCUCCAAAAUGGUGAUUUUGAAAGAAGCGAUGAAGAAGUUAAAAAAAGAAAACGAGACAAUUCUCUGCGAGAAGAAUAACUGUAGCUUUCAACUGGCUCUGGUAACAGAAGAAUUGAAAAAGUUUCGACAGCUCGCGCAAGCUGGGAUUCGUAAAUGGGGUGGCAAUAUUGAAAACAUCAAAAACGAUGCCGAUUGUCUCAUGAAUAAUUUGGAAGGGUUAAUGGACGAAAAAUUAAAAAGAACCAGAAAGAAACUUGAAGAGAUGAGCGAAUAUAUGCGUGCGGUGGAAAAGGGAGAUGCUAAAAUCACUUCUGCAGCGCAACAGGAGUCGUCAAAAUCGGAGAAUCUUUUGAACGACACUCUGAUCAAGAUAAGAGAACUGAAGGAGGAACUUUCACGUAAAGAGGCUUGCAUCGUCAAGCUGCAGCAUCACGCGCAAUUGCGAGAAAGACAACUUGCUGAAAUACAACAGCGCCUGACUGAUACACAAAAUGAGAAUAUGAUCGAUGAAAAGUGCAAAUGUGAUCGAUCGACUAAUAUUUCAUUUGACGAUACAGCAGAUAGCAUUUUUCUGGAUAACAUGUCCGUAGAGAAAACUUCCUUACGUAUGUGCGUAAAUUCAUCUGCUGUCGAGCAACACGAAUUUAACGAUUGGAUUAUUGUCUCAACAAAUCAUGUUGAAUCAACGAAGAAAUUCUCGAACGUAUCAAAUGUCGAUUGCAAAACUCUCGAAAGUAAUACUGAUUGUAAAAUUUCCAGAUCGAGCGACAGAAGCAGCAAAGACGAUUCGGGUGUAAGUUGCGAAUUACAAAACGAAAGUCGGAGAUCUAUCAGUGUAAGCGAUCGCACAAGUAUUCGCGAAAACGAAGACAAGUCCACGCAAACUUGUGUCGUCGACCAGUGUAGUCAAAUGGAGAAAACCGUUGAAUCGUUUAGGAUAGAUGGAGUAAAUUCGAAGAAAUGUAACUAUCAGGAGACGUUACACGUUACCGAAUUGUCUCAGAAUCUGGAAACUAUCCGGGAUGUGAUUUAUGCGUUAAAUGAAACGGCUUGUGCGAACGAAUGUCAGUGUCUGCGCAAAGAAGGAGCGCUGGAACGACUGACAGAAGAGGACAGUGAAGUUGCAGCCAAACGCGACGAUUUAUUCAAGGCGAUGGAGAAUAAAAUGCAGGAAUAUAAAUGCGAAAUUCGUGAACUAAUCCGCAGGCUGGUAGUCAAGGAAGAAAAUGAAAGUCGCAUUUCCAAGUGGUUAGAAAGAUACAUAGAAAAAUCUCAAGCUUUUGAAAAUCAACUAUCUUUGAUGCGUAAGCGGUUGGACAAAGCGUUCAGUAAGUGCGCAAAUGAACACUUACCGAGGAUUGAUAGUUUAGAGGAAGAAGUGUUGCAAAAAACUCUGCAGAUAAACGAGCUCGACGGAAAGGUUGCUGAGAUGCAACACGAGCUCGCGAAAGGCGACGAAUUGCUUCAGAAGAUACACGAUUUCGAGAUUAUUGGGAACAGAUGUCAAAGAGACAGGAAUGAACUUUGCAGGCGAUUGUACGAAUGCUCGGAGACCCAAUUGAACCUCGAGGAUAAAUUGAAGAAAUUAACGAUGAUGAUAACAAAAAGGGAGGGCGAAGUUAUCUCGUUGAAGAGUGAAGUACGCAAUAUAGCUGACCUAAACGUUGCGAACAGCAAGAAAGCGAGAAAUCUAGGCGAGCAAAUUAACGAAACUAGUGAGAGUAUCGACUCGGCUAAGGAAUAUCUGCAUUACUGCAAAGAUUUGCGUAAGAAUGUGGAAGACACUAUGAAAGCGCAGAUUCACGAUUUCAGAUCUCGAUUCUCGGAACUUAAAAAUAGUACAGCGCUCCAGAACGAAAUUUACAAGACUUAUGGUGACAACCAAGAUGAAAUAACUCGUUUAAAGAUGCAACUAGAGCAUAAAGAACUGGAAGUAAUUCUACUUAAAACUAACAGAGAUGCUAAAAUACAAAAAUAUGAGAUUUUAAUGAGACAUUUUCAAAAUGAAAUCGAAGAGAAGGAAAAACAUUUUAAAACUGUUGCGAACAGUUCAAAUAACUCGGAGGGAUUUUCAGCUGAGAAUCAAAGACAGCCGGAAGAAAUCAUAAAAGACCAUGAAACCGAAAGUAGUUUCGCGAGCAGUUCCUGCUUCGUGCCUGAACACGCUAGUUCGGUGACAUUAAAUGUUUCGCCAGCUCCAAGUGAGGAUUCCACAACUUUUUCCGAUGAGAAAGAUGGCAUUAGCAUUAAAUUCGGCGAUGACAAAACUUGCCAGACAGAUAGCAGUGUAAAGUCAAAUGUACAUUCAUCUGAAACUGAUAGGUCUGAAAUGGAAGGUAAUUUCAACAUGAGAUCACCAGAUAUCAAAGACACGAAGGAAAUACUAGAUUGGAUGAAAGUCAGAAGAAUCUCUGGUAAAACUGCACUUUCCCGUCUCUCCGCUAAACACGCAGAUAUUAAUAGUGAUUCAGAGUGACAGUAAACGACACAUUAUGCCAAUAAUUAAAGAUUUAAUUAUAUAUAUAAUUUUUGUAUAUAAUUAUUGAUAUUAAGAAUAUUGCUGUGCGUUGCGCGUGUAUUUUAAAGUAAUUUGACAUUUAUUUGUGUUUCGUGUAUUUCAUGUAUUUCGUACCGCUGAAUGUUUUGUUACAAUUUUAAACACGUGUCAUACUUUGUUAAAUUUAACAGAGAAAAAAUCGUACAUGUCUCAAAUGUUAUACGUUUUAAUCCAACUGUUACAUGUUUAAUUCGUAUCGCUGUCUCUGUGUUGUUCUCUCGUUGUACACACAUUUAGCUCAUAAAUUAAUAAACUU
Messenger RNA from Monomorium pharaonis (pharaoh ant), 6019 nucleotides. RefSeq names its product kinesin-like protein KIF20B. Gene Ontology annotation, biological process: microtubule-based movement. Gene Ontology annotation, molecular function: microtubule binding; ATP hydrolysis activity; ATP binding. The record is from RefSeq and is a predicted model, not a curated record. The transcript is spliced from 3 exons. Gene Ontology annotation, cellular component: nucleus; kinesin complex; microtubule. NCBI's taxonomy places the organism in Eukaryota, Metazoa, Arthropoda, Insecta, Hymenoptera, Formicidae. Bases 1384 to 5682 code for a protein of 1432 amino acids.